AUGGCUCCACCAAUCAAUACCUCAACCGGUUCAGCCGGCUCUCCACCUUCUCCACAGGAGCAGUUCAUCUUAAUCAUUGCUGGAGUGAUUUUACCUCCCUUGGCAGUAUUUCUUGCCAAAAGAUAUUCAAUUUGGAACAAAGAGUUUUGGAUAACUUUGUUCUUAACUUUGUUGGGCCAUUUACCUGGCCUGGUUUUUGCAAUUUAUUGGUUGGUGUGUGUACAAUUCCCACAGCAGGGCAUUAACUACACUCCUGUCGAAGAUAUCGAAAAUCUUGCAGCUGACCAUCACCAACCACGCGAUGAAGCUCACGGUGAAGACGCUACUGGAAGUCGUACUGUAACUGCUGGCCAACAAGAAGGUUUUAUCCAUCACAGUCAAGGGCAAUAUGAUCAAUAUGAUAGACGGACGGAUUAUAAGCACGACCAACAUACUACUGAAGACAAUAACAAUGACAAUGAUCUAUUCUACAAUGGUGAAGGCAACUCCAAUUAUUUGGAACAACAACAGCGCGAGCCAUACAGAGACUAUGAUAGUUCAAGUCCUUCGGCUAAGGACCAUUUACUCAGUGCUCUGGAUUUACCUACUUAUGAUGAUGUUGUUGAAGAUGGCCAUGUUAAACACCAUAAAAAGGAUGUGAAAGGUAAAAAGAACAAAUCUCAAAAGAAAUAA
Lodderomyces elongisporus is the source of this 672-nucleotide messenger RNA. RefSeq lists its product as uncharacterized. Gene Ontology annotation, cellular component: membrane. The coding region runs from base 1 to 672 and encodes 223 amino acids. The record is from RefSeq and is a predicted model, not a curated record. The transcript has a single exon. Lineage: Eukaryota; Fungi; Ascomycota; Pichiomycetes; Serinales; Debaryomycetaceae.